Molecule: messenger RNA, 2227 nt
Organism: Lutzomyia longipalpis
Lineage: Eukaryota; Metazoa; Arthropoda; Insecta; Diptera; Psychodidae
Product: proton-coupled folate transporter
Exons: 8
Coding region: 494-2074 (526 amino acids)
Biological process (GO): transmembrane transport
Cellular component (GO): membrane
Molecular function (GO): transmembrane transporter activity
Source: RefSeq, a predicted model, not a curated record
CUUUGUGUGUUGCUUGAUUGCUAAAAUGUUGGUUGGGGCAGUCAACAGUGGGCUCGUUGACGAUCACGACAUAUGAAAGGUGGUUUAAGAAGAAAUAAAAAAGAGAAUUUUGCCAAGAAAAGCAAAAAGGUGCGAAAAACCAGUAAAUCUCCAAACGGGUCAAAUAAAAUCUCUCGCUGAAUUUAAUUGAAAAAGUUGAGCAAUAUAUCAUUUGAGUUAUAUUUGUGAGUGCUAAUGGUGCUAAAACACUUCUGCUUAUGAUCAAACAGAACAUCGUGCGAAUAAGCUACUGGCAAAGCGAUUAUUCAAUAAACGCUCAAUUUGUCCAAGUUCUUUAAAAUAUAUAAGUAAUCUUCUUCUGUGCCACGCAGAAAUUUUUAAACAAAAAGUGCGAAUGCAAAGUUAGAAUCCAGAAAAUUCGUGCAGUUUUUUUUUUUUCAUGAUCCAGCAGUAGUGGGAGAGAAGCUUUUUUUCAGCACGUGGAACAAAAAAAAUGGAAACAAAACAGGAAAAGCCCGCAAAAACACCGGAAUGGAGAGAUUUGGGGGUGCUGGCGAAAAUUCAGUACGUCUGGAGUAAUAUGACUGUUGAGCCCCUUUUGGCGCUGUACAUAAUGCCCAGCGUUCUCUCAGGCUUGGCCACACAGAAUCUUAAUCUUGAGAAGGCAUGUCGUGUGAAUUUGGCCUAUGGGGAUGUUGUCUGUGAUGCUCUAUCGCGUCGGGAUACGGCGAAUUUUACGAGUGAGGAGCAGAUGGUACAGCAAAUAGUAGCCAAGAUGCAGGGAUGGAAGACAAUUCUUCAGAGUGCCCUGCCGUGCCUUCUAAUUCUCUUCUGGGGCUCCUGGAGUGAUCGCCAUGGACGCAGAAAGCCCUGCAUGAUGAUUCCCAUUGUAGGGGAGCUUCUCUCAGCAUUGGGUCUCAUUGUCUGCACGUACCUGGAUUGGCUGCCCAUGGAAGCGAGUGGUAUCACCGAAUCCCUCUUCCCUGGACUCACAGGAGGUUGGUUCACGCAAAUGAUGGGUGUCUUCAGCUACAUUGCAGACAUAACUGAUAAAGACAAUCGGACCCUCAGGGUUGGGAUCGUGCAUCUCUGCGUGAGUUUGGGAUUCCCACUCGGAAUGGCGCUCAGUGGAAUUUUACUUAAACAAAUAGGAUUUUAUGGAAUAUUUUCAAUAUCAUCUGCAAUGUACAUAAUUGCCCUCUUCUACGGCUAUUAUUGCGUCAAGGAGCCGCAAAGGGAAUCAAAGCCCCAGAAAAUUAAUGAGAAAAAUGCAUUGCUGGAUUUUUUCGAUAAGGACCACGUAAUGGAGACAUUCACGGUAGCAUUUAGCGGUCGGAACCGUGUACGCGUGCUUAUGCUGAUUGUUGUCGUAAUGGUCGUCAUUGGGCCAAUGCACGGCGAAAUGUCAGUGUUCUACCUAUUUACACGCUACCGCUUCAACUGGAGUGAGGUUGAAUUCAGUUUCUUCUCCACCUACUCUAUGGUAACACACUUUAUCGGCACAUCGUUCAGCGUGGGAGUAUUUUCGCGUCUUUUGAAGCUCGAUGAUGCACUAAUUGGUGUAAUUUCUUGCAUGUCUAAGAUUCUCUCAUCCUUCGUCUAUGCUUUCGCCGUAACUAACUGGCAAGUUUACUUGGCUCCUAUUGUUGAAUUUCUCAACGGCACCAGUUUUAUCGCAAUGAGAUCAAUUGCAUCGAAAUUGGUGAACACCGAUCAACUUGGGAAAUUGAACUCACUCAUUGGGGUUGCUGAAGCUCUCAUGCCACUGGUUUAUGCUCCAAUGUACACAAAUGUUUACGCAGCCACAAUGAAGACUUUUCCAGGAGCUUUCUUCCUUUUGGGUGGUGCUUUAACACUCCCUGCUGUCCUCAUUUUCUGUUCAAUGUACAGAAUGCAUAGAAAUGACAAAAUUCAAACUACAGACAAUGAGAAGAACGACAAUGAGAAGCCCGCUUCGGUAGGAGAGGCUGGUGGCAAUGAAAAGACAUAUCUCUCAUACGAUAAUCAGGGAUAUGUGAAAGAGAAAUCCAUUGAUAUUCCGCGUGUGGACCAUUUGGAGCACUCUAGGCUGUGAUAUUUAUUUUUUUCUCCAUCAAUUCUAACAAGUCUUUUAUUGUAUUUCACGACUCUACUAAUUUUUUUUUAGGGAUUUUAGUGAAGUUAUUAAAAAUGUACCUAUUCUGUGAAACUCUCUGAAAUAAAACAUAGGCGUUGUUUGAAAUUAAAA